GUCGCUACUGCGCAAGCGCUCUCAGAAAAAGAAAUGAAAGCCGAACUGUUGAUGGUUACCGAGGAAACGGCGUUGCUUAGUUACCCGUGGUAGCGGAUCUGUCCCUUGCCAAGCCCUUCGCUGCUCGACCGUCCAUCAUGAGCCUCCAGCCGGUGCAAGGCUUGCCGCUUGUUCCGGGCUCGUCCUUUCGGGACCCGACGAAAACUGCUUUUCAUCGUUCCCAAACUCUAGAUUUCAAGAAUGGUUUUGCCUUUAAGAAACUUCCAACUGUGGGGAUAGGUGGAAAUCGGCUUUAUGUAAACCAGUUGUCUCAAGCUGAACUUGAUGAAUUAUCCAACAAGAGACCCACCUUAACUUAUGGUGAACCUAAACAAGCCCCACCUUCAGAUUUCAUCCCAGCACACGUGGCUUUUGACAAAAAGGUGCUCAAAUUUGAUGGAUACUUUCAAGAAGAUGUUCCUAUGUCUACAGAAGAGCAUUUCCGCAUUCGUCAAGUGGGCAUUUAUUACUAUUUGGAAGAUGAUAGCAUGUCUGUCAUGGAACCCAUUGUUGAAAACUCAGGGAUUCCUCAGGGCAAGUUCAUCAAGAGACAGCGUUUGCCCAAAAAUGAUCGUGGGGAUCAUUAUCAUUGGAAAGAUCUGAAUCGAGGAAUUAAUAUUACUAUCUAUGGCAAGACUUUCCGGAUAGUUGACUGUGAUCGAUUCACCCAGACUUUUUUGGAAAGCCAAGGAAUUGAACUGAACCCUCCAGAGCGAAUGAUUUUUGAUCCUUAUAUAGAGCUACGUAAAAUGCGUCCACGUAUGUAUGUCACCCCCUCAGAUUUUGAUCAACUUAAGCAGUUUUUGGCAUUUGACAAAAAGGUUCUUCGUUUUUAUGCCAUUUGGGAUGACACUUGGAACAUGUUUGGUGAAACCCGGAGAUUUAUUAUCCACUACUAUUUGGCAGAUGACACAGUGGAGGUGCGGGAAGUUCAUGAACGAAAUGAUGGCAGAGAUCCUUUCCCAGUCCUGAUAAAACGCCAGCGCCUGCCCAAAACUUUUUUGGAGAAGAAAGAAAACUUCCCAACCUGUGUGCUGGAGAUUUCUGAUCAGGAGGUCUUAGAAUGGUUCACAGCUAAAGAUUUUGCAGUUGGCAAACCCACUACUCUACUUGGACGUACUUUUUUCAUCUAUGACUGUGAUGAGUUCACUCGACAAUUCUAUCAAGAUAAAUUUGGCAUCACUGACUUCCAGGCAGUUGAUGUAAAGAAGCCACUCCCAGAGGAAAUCAAACAGAUAAUUCCUCCCUACAAUGGUUAUGGUUUCCUUGAAGACUCUCUUCAAAACUGUUUCAGUUUGAUUCCACAACCCCCUAGAAAAAAUAUUAUUAAAAUGCUAGAGAAUGACCACAAAAUUUUGCGCUAUGCUGUUAGAAUGGAAUCCUCAAAUCCUGAUGACAGCAAGAGGCAUUUUGUCCUCUCCUAUUGCCUCGCUACUGACAUGAUAAGCAUUUAUGAACCGCCUGUGCGCAAUUCAGGAAUUAUUGGUGGCAAAUACCUAUGCAAAACCAGAAUCCCAAAGCCAGGAUCUUCUACAGAUGAUCCUGUUUAUUAUGAACCUGCCGAUUUAACCAUAGGCGCUAUGAUAGAAGUGUUUGGCCACAGGUUCAUUAUUGUGGAUGCAGAUAAUUAUGUGUUGAAUUAUAUGGAAAGUAAUUUGGAAAGCUUCCCAGCAUCUGUUGUGCAGUCUAUGAGAUAUCAUUUUGCACCCCGCAUGGCAGCAAUAGAGGAACUAAAGAGGUUAGCUUCCAAUGAGCCUGACCCGCAGGAACUAGCUGCAUUAUUGGAGCAGAUUCAGGAACACAUGAGGCGGCAUAAUUAUCUGCCAGACAGCAGUAUGCAGGAAGCUUUCCUUCAGCAAGAUAAAGAUGGCUCAGGGCUUCUAAACAAAGCAGAAUUCUUUGCCCUUUGUGACCAUUUUAAAAUACCAACUGAUGACCCAAUUUUCCAAAAGCUUAUUAAAAUGUGUUCUCAUGGGGAAAAUCAGAUAAGAUACCCUGACUUCCUCAGAGCUUUCCAGUGUUGAUUAGUUCGAAACUAGCAGUUACCAGCUGUACAAGAUCAAUUUCAAUUAAAAACGCUAAUUAUUGAAAGCU
This is a messenger RNA of Pantherophis guttatus, 2133 nucleotides long. RefSeq names its product progestin and adipoQ receptor family member 8 (gene PAQR8). Gene Ontology annotation, cellular component: mitotic spindle; axoneme; plasma membrane. NCBI's taxonomy places the organism in Eukaryota, Metazoa, Chordata, Lepidosauria, Squamata, Colubridae. Gene Ontology annotation, molecular function: nuclear steroid receptor activity; steroid binding; alpha-tubulin binding. Gene Ontology annotation, biological process: cilium-dependent cell motility; mitotic spindle organization; mitotic cytokinesis. The record is from RefSeq and is a predicted model, not a curated record.